Anopheles nili is the source of this 3706-nucleotide messenger RNA. RefSeq lists its product as uncharacterized. Gene Ontology annotation, cellular component: nucleus; cytoplasm; ribonucleoprotein complex. The coding region runs from base 89 to 2284 and encodes 731 amino acids. Lineage: Eukaryota; Metazoa; Arthropoda; Insecta; Diptera; Culicidae. The transcript has 4 exons. Gene Ontology annotation, molecular function: RNA helicase activity; ATP binding; RNA binding. The record is from RefSeq and is a predicted model, not a curated record.
GACAAGGUCGUGCAAGACGCAUCACGAAAUAUAAUAUCCCGUUUUUGCCUCGUAAGCUGCAAGGAAACACCCUCCAAGUACUAUUAAAAUGUACGGAAGUCGCCCACAAUCUGGCACCGGAGGUUUCAAUCGUGGAGGAAUGCAGGGUGGCCGACCAGGUGGUGGAAUGGGGGGUGGAUUCCGUCGUGACGGGGGCGGCUACGGUGGUGGUAACGGGGGAUCGUUCGACCGUCAGUCUAACAACGGCAAGAACCUUCGUACACUGAAGUGGGAGCCGGAAGAUUUGACGCCAUUUGAGAAGAAUUUUUACCAACCAUCGCCUGGAAUCAUGGGUAUGUCACUUACGGACAUCGACGGCUAUCUGAAUAAGCAUCAGAUUACGCUGAAAGGCCGUGACGUGCCCCGUCCGAGCGUUGAGUUUGAAGAUGGUGGACUUCCUGUGUAUAUUAUGGAGGAGCUGAAGCGUCAAGGGUUCAACAAGCCUACGGCUAUACAGGCCCAAGGCAUGCCGAUUGCACUGAGUGGUCGUGACAUGGUGGGUAUUGCACAGACCGGAUCCGGUAAGACGCUUGCCUACGUAGUGCCGUCUCUGGUGCACAUUCAACACCAGACGAGCAUCCGACGGGGAGAUGGUCCGAUCGCACUGAUUCUUGCACCGACCCGAGAGCUGGCUCAGCAGAUCCAGCAAGUGGCGACAGAUUUUGGAUCGCGCGUAAGUGCAAACAAUACGUGCGUUUUUGGUGGCGCUCCAAAGGGACCGCAGAUUCGCGAUCUUGAGCGGGGAGCCGAGAUUGUGAUUGCCACUCCCGGGCGGCUGAUCGAUUUUCUAGAACGCGGCAUCACCAACUUGCGCCGCUGCACCUAUCUGGUGCUUGACGAAGCCGACCGCAUGCUGGACAUGGGCUUCGAACCGCAAAUCCGUAAGAUUAUGGGUCAGAUCCGACCCGAUCGUCAGGUGCUGAUGUGGUCUGCUACAUGGCCGAAGGAGGUGCGCAAUCUAGCCGAGGAAUUCUUGGCAGAUUACAUUCAGAUUAACAUCGGCUCGUUGAAUUUGUCCGCGAACCACAACAUCCUGCAGAUUGUGGAUGUGUGCGAGGACUACGAGAAGGAUCAGAAAUUGAUGAAACUGUUGACGGAGAUUUCGGCGGAGCCCGACACGAAGACGAUCAUCUUUGUCGAGACAAAGCGACGGGUGGACGAUAUUACGCGUAUCGUUAACCGUAACGGGUGGCGUGCUGUUGCAAUUCACGGUGACAAAUCGCAACAGGAGCGCGAUUACGUUCUCAACACAUUCCGUAACGGGCGUCAGGGUAUCUUGGUGGCCACGGACGUAGCUGCGCGCGGUUUGGAUGUGGAAGACGUAAAGUUCGUAAUCAAUUACGACUAUCCGUCGAAUUCCGAAGAUUACGUGCACCGGAUUGGUAGAACGGGACGUUCUAACAAUACCGGCACCGCUUACACCUUGUUCACCAACUCGAAUGCCAACAAAGCGAACGACCUAAUCAACGUAUUGCGCGAAGCGAAUCAGGUCAUUAAUCCGCGGCUCGUGGAACUUGCCAAACCGAACAUGGGCAAAGGUCGCCAGCGGUACAAUAAUCAUCGCUUCGGUGGACAACAGAACCGUCCGCCACGUGACGGUCCGUACGGCGGUGGGCAGCGUCACGAUGGUGGUGGACGAUUUGGCGGACAGCGGGAUGGAGCCCCGAAGUUCGGCGGCGUCGGCAGCCGGGGAGAUGGCGACAAGUACGGUCCACCGCGCACUGACAACCGGCUAUCGAUGUACGGCGUGACGGCGGGUCUGCCUCCACAGACACUGGGAGGUCUCGCUGCCAGCACAGCCAUGGGUGGUGCCAAAUCACUUGGGGGAGUAGGCGGAAUUGCCCAACGCCAGAGUCGCUUCUCGGCACCACCUUCUUCGGCGACGGCUGCGGCUGCCGCUGCUGCAGCAGCCUUUGCCUCCAGCUAUCACCAUCAGCAGCAACAGCAAAACAAGUAUACCGGCGCGACAUCGAUGGCCGCUGGUCUAGCAGGGGCGCAUCCCUCGGCUGGCGCCGCUGCCGCGGCCUACGGUGCGUCAGCUUCCGCGUACAAACCACAGUCCGCUGCCGGUGGCGAAGCAGCCCACCUGUACGGUAGCAGUGCCGGUUAUGGUGCGCGAUCACAAGCAACCGCGUUGCCACCGGGUGCGGCCGUUGCAGUAGCUGCGGCUGCUGCCUACCAGUACGCGGCGAACAACGCCAGUCCUGCUUUCGCCUAUCCGCCGCCGCAAGUUGUACUCAACUAAAGCCAACACGAUUUUCUUUCUUUUUACAACUCUCACCUUACUAACUAUUACUAGGAAUAGUAUAAUUUGAACGAAUGGAUAGAAGAAAUAUUUGAAUUUAAUUAGUUACAGACGAAUAUCAUCGUUCGGGUUGGUGUAACCUUCACAAAUAUGCAACACUUCCCUGUCAUGGUAUGUUAAUAUAAGAACGGAUUAAGUUAUAGAUAUGAAAUAACAGUAACAGCAUGCGUACAUUGCAUCUGCGAUGGGGACGUGAUGCAUUUUUAUCUCCCUAUAAAAAUGAGCGGGGACGACAAUGGGUGAUAUAAUUUGUUUUGUUUUGUUUUAAUUUCAAUAAUUAGAAUAAUUCUGUAUUUAUAUAUCUAUAUUGCUGUAAAGUAUGGAUAGGCCCGAGUACCAUACUUGAUUUUUUUUUCGGUUGUACCUUUCGCUAGGAGUGUGUCGAAAUUCAUCUUUCGCAAGUCGUCUGAGAGUGCUCAUCCUUUAUAUCCUGUUUAUACCCUGAGACGCUUGCGAAAUUGGAUUUACAUUUUAUUUCGAAAGGGUCUCACUACUUUCAUGAUUCCACUCCCGUACCUUAUAUGUUUAUUGGAAUUAUUUUCAAAUGAACCUUUUUUGAAAUUACAUAUGAAUUUCACGACAGCAACUCGCAUAUGGUGUUGUUGGAUUAUAGAUGAUUAGGUACAGCUUUUCGCUUAAUCUCAUGAAUUUACUUUACAGAUUUAACUGAAACAAAUAUUUAUGUUAUAGAAUUCAACAAUCGCAAUUUUUAUAAUGUAAAUAUAAUCAAUGCAAAUUACAGAAAACAUUCAAACCCUACCGCGGACUGUAUGAGAUAAAACCUAAACCCCACAGUCUCAUGUGUGAGACAUGAUUUAGCCAAAUGCAAAACCAGCCUAGUAGAUUUAUAAAAUCAACCACAGAAGUAGUUAUAUGUUAGUUGGCUCCCUUGAUGUGUCGUCUAAUAGAGACUUUUAACCAUAUAGCACUGUAUGACGUCGCGGUCCUUUGCACCACUCAAUUAAUGGUGACAAACGAUAACAAAACAGCAAAUGAAAAAAAUGUAGCAUAUUUAUGCACAUAGGUUUUCUAUUGCAUUAUCGUGUAUCAAAGGUGUAUAUCGUUCGGAUGUGGGUAAUAUUUCUUUUUCAAAAUUUUGUUUGUAAUCUUAAAGUCCCGUAACUGUGAGCUAAUGCAAUAUAUCUGAACACAAUAACUACAAAAAUACAUUAAGCAAACAAAAAACUCAAGAAAAAGCAACAAAUUAUCUUGAAUAACCUUGCAUUGUCGAACAAAAGUAAACUGGCACGCUCCAUAUUUUGUAUGUGAUGUAACGUGGACCAACCGUCCCGAAGUAAUUCGAGAGAAUGUCUGAAUCGGAGUGAAGUUUAUUUGUAGCAACAAUAAAGAGAAAUUCAAAUA